AUGGAGGAUGAAGAAGGUGACACUUCCUGCCCAACGAACAGCAGUCCACCUUUCCAUAAGAACGAAAGCCACGGCCACGUCUACAGAGGGAACUACACCUUCUCCUCCUAUUACCAGCAUUCCUCUCCAGUGGCCGCCAUGUUCAUCAUUGCCUACCUCUUUAUCUUCUUCAUGUGCAUGAUCGGCAACAUGCUGGUGUGCUUCAUUGUGCUGAAGAACCGGCAGAUGCGAACUGUCACCAACGUUUUUAUCCUCAACUUGGCCAUCAGUGAUGUCUUGGUGGGAAUCUUCUGCAUGCCAACCACCCUGGUAGACAACCUGAUUACAGGCUGGCCGUUCAACGUUUUCAUGUGUAAGAUGAGUGGGCUGGUUCAAGGCAUGUCCGUCUCUGCAUCUGUGUUCACACUGGUGGCCAUUGCAGUCGAAAGGUUUCGUUGUAUAGUGUACCCAUUCAGACAGAAAUUAAGCCUGCGGAAAGCUCUGGUCACCAUUGCUAUCAUCUGGGUCUUAGCCUUAAUCAUUAUGUGUCCCUCUGCAGUCACCUUGACUGUCACCAGAGAUGAAUACCACUUCAUGCUAGACGGCUACAACAAUUCCUACCCGCUCUACUCCUGCUGGGAGGCCUGGCCGGACAAAGAGAUGCGCAAAAUCUACACCACCAUUCUUUUUUCUCACAUUUACCUUGCCCCUCUCACCUCGAUUGUGAUCAUGUACACCCGGAUUGCCUUCAAACUCUUCAAAUCAUCUGCACCCAUACGUGGCUCCCAGUUGGAGGAGCAUGAAGGGCGGAGGGUGUCCAGGAGGAAAAUCAAAGUGAUCAAUAUGCUGAUCAUUGUGGCACUGUUUUUCACGCUCUCGUGGUUGCCCUUGUGGACAUUAAUGCUGCUGACGGACUACGGGAGCCUCACUGAGUAUCAGCUCAACCUCAUCACAGUUUAUUUCUUCCCAUUUGCCCAUUGGCUGGCUUUCUUCAACAGCAGCAUUAACCCAAUUGUCUAUGGAUACUUCAAUGAGAACUUCCGGAGAGGCUUCCAAGAGGCCUUCAAAGUCCAGCUCUGUUCCAUGGAAAGGGAACACAAUGACACCUAUUCCAAUCAGAACAACAGUGGAUUCCUGUUUGGGGCACGCAAUCGAAUUUUUGUGGAAGUUCAUGGUAGUGACUCAGCACAGCCCUCUGAAUCUGGCCAAAGCAGCCUUUUGAAAACAGGACUGUUUCCUGUGAGGAAUGGACGGGUAGCUCACCAUGGCGUGAUGGUGGAGGAUUUGGAGAGUAAAAGUUGCUCUCCCAAUAUGGUCACUGCCCCAGCUUGGGAUAUCUAAGGAAAUCUGAGACUUGGCUAGAUAGCAUUACUUUAUUUUCUGAGCACGUGAACCAAACACAUUUCAAGUAAGCGUCACAAGACCAAGACAUCUAAGUGAAAGGAUAUGACAUUUGGGGAAAUUCCCUUUCUUCCAGUACCAGAUUUUGAUGCUUCAGUGCAGCACAAGCCAGUUUUUAGAAAGCAUUUCAGUUUAUAAAAGUAUAUUUCUCUGUUAAAUCCUCAUGUAUCUUCAGAAGAGACCUUGGAUGAGAUUUGGGGAACCGGAUAUGUGUUUCAAUGGGAAGCAUGGGUGGUUUGAAAGGACUCCAUUGCAGGAACUGGUCAACAGUCUCAUUGCUUGGAUGCUGCUGGCUUUGCUUCCUUGACGAUGCUGAUGCUGAUCACAGAAAGAUUGAGGAGAAAGGAGGAGAAAACUCUCCAUCCAGGAGGAUAAAACUCUUCAUAGUACACACAAAGAAAGGCAUCUAUGUCUGCACACCAAUCAUUUAGUUUACAUCAAGCCCUAAUGGCCCCAUAAACUAGCAUGGGAUUAUUCCAGGACGAUUCAGAAGUUACCAUUGCAUUGUGGCAACCACUUCCACACGAUCAGGUUCAUGCCACCCUGCCACCUCCGGCUUCUUUGAUCCCCCACCGGUCCUCCAUUCCGAUACUGGCCAUGUCUCCAAGCUUAAGUGAAAAGACUGGAUACCAUAUGCACAGCGCUGAUGCCAGGUUAGCCAUGGCACCUCGAAUCUGUCAUGCCCCAACAGUACCCACUCAGUAUAGGAACUGUGUGCGAUGGGUAGGUAACAUCGCUCUGUGGUUCCCAAAUGUGCAAAUGUAUAG
Varanus komodoensis (Komodo dragon) is the source of this 2147-nucleotide messenger RNA. It is a transcript of the gene NPFFR1, whose product is annotated as neuropeptide FF receptor 1. NCBI's taxonomy places the organism in Eukaryota, Metazoa, Chordata, Lepidosauria, Squamata, Varanidae. Bases 1 to 1320 code for a protein of 439 amino acids. The transcript is spliced from 4 exons. The record is from RefSeq and is a predicted model, not a curated record. Gene Ontology annotation, molecular function: neuropeptide receptor activity; peptide binding. Gene Ontology annotation, cellular component: membrane. Gene Ontology annotation, biological process: G protein-coupled receptor signaling pathway.